AUAGAUCUCUAAGCAAGCGUUUAUCUUUAGUUUCGUUUGUGCUUUUAUAGCUUAUCUUUUACCUAUGCCCUAAUUCUUCAUGGCCCCUAAAGCCCCUAAAUGAACAUAAACCGUUGAAUACUUCAAUGCUGUAGGCAGACGAGGAGCGAUCAGUUUGAUUACAGCAAUGAGCAACUCUACAGGACAGAUUAUUACUUGCCGAGCAGCCAUCGCUUGGGAACCGAACAAACCGCUCUCGGUGGAAACCAUCGAGGUAGCACCUCCGAAAACAGGAGAAAUUCGUAUCAAAAUUGUGGCAACUGGCGUUUGCCACUCGGAUCUCAGUCUCAUCGCUGGAUAUGAUCCUGAUAUAGUGUUUCCUGUUAUCUUUGGUCACGAAGGAUCAGGAAUAGUGGAGAGCGUCGGCGAUGGCGUUACCAAGUUUAAACCGGGUGAUCACGUGAUUCCAUUGUACAUUCCGCAGUGUUUCGAGUGUAGAUCCUGCAAGAAUCCCAAAACUAAUCUGUGCUCGAAUACGCGUCCUAAUCACGGUAAAGGAGUUAUGCCGGAUGGAACAUCUCGUUUCACUUGUAAAGGGAACGUGAUUUACCAUUGUAUGCAUACGUCUACAUUCACCGAGUACACCGUCGUAGAAGAGAUUUAUUUGUGCAAGAUUGAUGCAUCUGCUCCGUUGGAGAAAGUUUGCUUAUUGGGAUGUGGUAUUCCGACAGGGUAUGGAGCUGCCGUGAAUACCGCCAAUGUUGAAAAAGGAAGCAGUUGUGCCGUCUGGGGUUUGGGAGCUGUUGGAUUGGCCACGGUAAUGGGUUGUAAGGCCGCUGGAGCAACUAGAAUCAUUGGCGUCGAUAUCAAUCCGGACAAAUUCAAGCUUGCAGAACAAUUUGGCUGCACAGAGUUCGUCAAUCCAAACGACUAUGAUAAACCCAUCCAACAGGUGCUUGUGGCAAAAACUCAAGGAGGAUUGGACUACACAUUCGAAUGCGUAGGAAAUGUGUCAACAAUGCGGGCAGCACUCGAGUCAUGCUGUCGCGGAUGGGGAGUCUCGGUUAUAGUUGGAGUAGCAGAGUCAGGACGGGAAAUUUCAACACGUCCGUUCUAUCUGAUUGCUGGUAGAACGUGGAAGGGCACUGUUUUUGGAGGAUGGAAAAGCGUUGAAAGUGUCCCAAAGCUUGUCACCAAAUACUUGAAUAAGGAGUUAAUGGUAGAUGAAUUUAUCACCCAUACUAUGCCGAUCGAUAAAAUAAAUGAGGCAUUCAAACUUAUGAAAGAAGGAAAAAGUAUUCGAUCAGUUAUAAUUUUUUGAAAGGAUUCAAAUAAAGUAUA
Molecule: messenger RNA, 1320 nt
Organism: Aedes albopictus (Asian tiger mosquito)
Lineage: Eukaryota; Metazoa; Arthropoda; Insecta; Diptera; Culicidae
Product: alcohol dehydrogenase class-3-like
Exons: 2
Coding region: 167-1300 (377 amino acids)
Biological process (GO): formaldehyde catabolic process
Cellular component (GO): cytosol
Molecular function (GO): S-(hydroxymethyl)glutathione dehydrogenase [NAD(P)+] activity; zinc ion binding
Source: RefSeq, a predicted model, not a curated record